AAGUUCCGCCACUUUUCAAUUUUAACUUCAAUUAAUUUUCUCCGAAGUCGCCACUGUUUUGAGAAUUCCUUUUCUUUAUACCCUUCCUUGUCUUUUAUAUAAAAUUCUAUAUCAAUUUGGUCAUUGUAACAUUUCAUUUGUUGAAUGAAUUUCACGAGCAGAAGAUUAUGAUUUGCGAAAUAGAUGAUGAAGUGUUGAUGCAAUUUCAUUUGCUUUAAUAUACCUUUUUCAUUGUCUUUCGUUGUAUGUAUAUUUUAUUUUAUUUUAGUUAGCUUGUUUCAUGAUACAUGUUUUAGGUUUUAAAAAUUUAAUUUCGAAAAUUUUGGGUUAUUUUAGGUCAAAUUUGUGCGAAAAAUGUGUGACUAAAGUCGGUAGUUAGUUUUGGAGCUCCAUUUAAUUAUGAUACAGAUUAAAAUUUCGAUUUGAAAAAGAAUUGAGUAGUUAUUGGGAGUUAACUUUGAAAUUGCGUUUAUAUAAUGGUAUUGAUUUCUAACAUUACUAGUAGAAAUUAUUGGUAGUUACAUUACAUACAUCGUAGCUGAAUUUGUGCAUGUUAGGGUUCUUUUCUGGUUAUGCUAAAAAGGAACAACAUUCACACAGUGUAGCUACAAUGGUGGAAAAUGACUAUUUCCCACCUUGGUUUAGUGUAGCUCCAAUGAUGGAUUGGACAGACAAUCAUUAUCGAACUCUUGCACGCCUCAUAUCAAAACAUGCUUGGCUUUAUACGGAGAUGCUUGCGGCUGAAACAAUUGUUUAUCAAAAGGGUAAUCUGGUCUGUAUAAUUCAAGUGAUGACAACUUCCAUACAACCAUAGCCAAUUUGUGAAGGGAUGUCAGCCAUGGCGGAUUUUUAGCCUUCCGCCAUCGACAACACUCUGGGCAUGUGUGUGUGCAGCGAUAGAUUCUUGUCAUAUUCUCCAGACCAACAUCCUAUUGUGCUUCAAAUCGGAGGCAGUAAUUUAGAGAAUUUGGCGAAAGCAACCAAACUUGCUUAUGCUUACGACUAUGAUGAGAUAAACUUCAAUUGUGGAUGCCCUAGUCCUAGAGUAGCUGGACGUGGAUGCUUUGGCGCACGUCUUAUGCUUGAACCAAAGUUUGUUGCGGAGGCUAUUUCAGUAAUUGCGGCCAAUACAAAUGUACCUGUAACUGUCAAAUGUCGAAUUGGUGUAGAUGAUCAUGAUUCAUACAAUGAACUAUGUGAUUUCAUUUACAAGGUUUCCUCUCUAUCACCUGCUAGGCAUUUCAUAGUCCACUCAAGAAAGGCACUGCUUAAUGGCCUCAGUCCAGCUGAAAAUCGUAGUAUUCCGCCACUGAAAUAUGAAUACUUUUAUGGCCUCUUGCGCGACUUUCCUGACUUAACAUUUACAAUCAAUGGUGGUAUUACUAGUAUUGAUGAGACCAAUGCAGCUCUAAAGGCAGGUGCUCAUGGUGUUAUGCUUGGACGUGCUGCUUACCACAACCCUUGGCAUAUUUUGGGAAACGUUGAUGCUGCAAUUUAUGGUGUUCCAAGUAGUGGUCUUACACGCCGUCAGGUCCUUGAAAAAUAUCAAGUAUAUGGAGACUCUGUGUUGCAACAAUAUGGACUUGGACCAACUAUGCGAGACAUUGUGAAGCCUUUACUUGGUUUUUUCCAUUCUGAGCCUGGGAAUGGACUUUGGAAGCGCAAAGCAGAUUCUGCUUUCCAAACUUGCACGACAGUAAAAUCAUUUCUUGAAGAAACUCUUGUAGCAAUUCCAGACUCGGUCUUGGAUUCAUCAUUUGUGAAGUCACCGCCUGGUCGUGGAGAUCUUUUUGCUAACAUUGGUAGUUUAUUGCCUCCACCAUAUAGAACAAGAGAUGAGGAUGCUGUGUAAAACUAUUAGUUAUCUGUUAUAUGCAAAUAACUUAAAAUGUAAUCCAUUAUAUGAAGAAAGUUGAAGUAACAAAAUUAGAAGAUUACUGUUCUUUUUGGCUUGUUUUUACGGUUAA
Molecule: messenger RNA, 1967 nt
Organism: Cicer arietinum (chickpea)
Lineage: Eukaryota; Viridiplantae; Streptophyta; Magnoliopsida; Fabales; Fabaceae
Biological process (GO): tRNA dihydrouridine synthesis
Molecular function (GO): flavin adenine dinucleotide binding; tRNA dihydrouridine synthase activity
Source: RefSeq, a predicted model, not a curated record